This is a messenger RNA of Gallus gallus (chicken), 6991 nucleotides long. RefSeq lists its product as uncharacterized. The record is from RefSeq and is a predicted model, not a curated record. The transcript has 5 exons. Gene Ontology annotation, molecular function: protein binding. The coding region runs from base 3474 to 5876 and encodes 800 amino acids. NCBI's taxonomy places the organism in Eukaryota, Metazoa, Chordata, Aves, Galliformes, Phasianidae.
GCCCAACGGGAGGAGCCGGGAGGGCGCAGCCGGGCAGCCUGAGGGGAUGGGAAAAGCCCCACUGCCCCGUGUGGCCUCGCCGGCGCCUCUGAGGGAAAUGGCGGCUGCGUGGUUCGGAGAGCUCACCAGCAGCCCAAGGCAGGCCUCAGUGCGGGCCGUGAGCGGCCGAAGGGAGCACGGAUCCGCGCGGGCCGAGCUAGGUGCGGCCCAGCGCCACACGAGAGCGGGAGGACGGCGGCAGCGCCUCCACCGGGUGCCCCACAGCCUCCGGGGAGCGGGACAAGAGCUGAAGCGGUGCUCAGCCUGCGGCCUUGGCGUCCCCUCCUGAGGGGAAGGUGGGCGCCGGAGCGCCACAUGAAGCGUUACGCCGAGUAGGGCGGCUGAGGUGGAACUGGGCGCGGGUGCUACUGAUGCGUGGUGAAAUCCAGGGGAAAGGCUGGUGCUUACACAGUAAGGCACAGGAACACAGCUGAACAUUUUAAUAAGGUUGCUGCUUUCCAGGUUCUGGUGGAUUUUUGCCAGAGUUUGAAUUACAAUUGUCCUGAUAACUCAUACUCAAGUACUUCUCUUGAUAAGAAACCACAUACAAAAGUAACCUCCUGAAAAACAUAAGAAUUGGCACUAGGCCAGUGCAAACUGUGCUGGUUACUCUCUUGGACUUUGUUUUGGGAGGGAAUGAAAUGUCCGAAUUGUUAACACAGACCUCGUACAUAAGUUCACCUCUUUGAAGAAUAGGAUUUUCUCAAAGCAUCCCACAAAUUCACAGGAUUUACACUGCUAAGUUUCCAUGCACACACAGAAGCUACCCCACUUCUAAAUGAGAGCUGAGGUCACUGCAAAGUGAAACUUCAGACAGCUGUGGGUACCGUUGUUUGGGUGCACCCUGACUGCUUUGAGGCUUGCUCCCAUUAGGUGUAUGAGGUCACAGAAAGUUUCCUUUCAUUGUCACUAAAUUUGGUUAUUUACUUAAGGAGACAUACACUUAAAAUGUCUCCUUCCCAACCUUGUUCUGUUUUUACAAAUCUUUACAAAACCGGUUUCCCUUCUAUCAACAUCACCAUACAGAGUUCUAGGAAGGGAUGAGCAUGUUUUGUAACAUUGUGAUCUUAUCAUCUAGUAUCUCAGACUGCUGCACAGCUGAAAGAACUUCACAUGCCAGAUUUUUUACAAGGGCCUAUUGAAGCAACAGGACAUUACAUGUCAAAUUCACUCCUUGCUCUAAAAUCUCCAUUAAUAGAGAAAUUGUUUUUAAAGAACUGCACAUAAGAUACUUUUCAUAGCAAGUCUUACUUGUUUUAUUUUUAAACAUUAAUACUAGAAGAGUUCUUAGUGUAUCAAUAAUGGUCAUGAAGAGGUGGGUUAGCAGGCAGAAUGUUAGCAGGUAUUUUUUAAUCAGAUGUAGCGGGAACACCUACCACUUGGAUAUCAUUAGUGCAUGUGUUAUAUUAUGCAUGUAAUCAUUAUAGGUAUUCAUAUAUCAUAAAAUAGCAAGAGCAGAUUGAAAAAAAUUAAUCUGUCAUAGGGUGAAAUAGAACACAUCUACUUGGAUGCAAAAGUAACCUGAAAAAAAUAAUACUAAGAAAGGAGACCUAGCUGUGACUUUGAUACUAAACAUGGUACAGAAAGAACUUAACAUUUUAUUAUUAUUUUAUUUUAUUUUGUGCUUUUUAGAAGUUUAGCGGUCUCAAGCACGGUGCUCCUGCUGCCUGCAGUUCUGCACUCUUAGAUGUAAUCUCUGUAAGUAUCCAUCGGAGGGCAGCAGAUUACAAACUUUGUCAUGUCAUAGCACGGUCACUUCUGUUGGCCAUUCACAACAUUGGUGCCCAGAUGUUUCGCAAUCUCAUGUACAAGGCAGGCAUAACUGGGAAAUCCAUACAAUGGUACAUUCUCUAGGCCUGACUUAUGUGUCAAAGUCCAUUGUAAUGAUAGACCACUAUGAAAAAUCUUAGUUGAUCCUUAACACGCAGUAGCAUUCCUCUCAAACUACUUUUGCUGGCACUCACAUUAAAUUGUUUUGUCUUUUUUUUUUUUUUUUUAAGACAUCCCAAGUAACUCAUAUGGACAUUCAGUUUAGAAGCAUCUCAUUCAUUUUGUGACUGCUGUGUAAGGCCUCCUGAUUUUUUUAUUUUAUUUAUUUAUUUUUUAAUAAAAUCCAUGCAUGGCUGUCGUAACUGCAUAACAAUCCUCAUUUCACUGGAAGUGAGAUUUAGUGCACUUUUUUAUUAAUUUAUUUUAAUAUAAUCCUGCUAUAUCUUAUUUGUAAAGAAGAAACAGGAGCCAGGAAUCUCUAUGCUGCCAAAUAGGCUAGUGGGAGGCAGUUCAUUUGAAGAGGAGAAAAUUACUUUAGUAGAUGCCAAAUUACUUGGCAUCUGUGGCUGCUAUUAACAGUCCAUAGAAAAAUCAGCUGACUUAGCUAAUUUUUGCCUACUGGAGUUUUCUAGCCUAGUUACAGCAUGUAAGACUAAUUAAACUGGAUAUUGAUGAAAUCAGGUAGAGACGAAAAACAAAAUUUAGGUCAGGUUUCUCUUGGGGUAUAGCCAGUGUGGUGUUAUGCAAGUCAUAAAAACAACUUUAUACGUGAUAGUACAAAAGAGCAUAUAAUUUCCUCUUUAUAUAAACUUAGGGCACCAGCUUUUUUUUUUGUCAAGAUGAAAAGGUACUCAAUUACUGAUGGGAUAUACAAGUCUUGGCUGCUAACAAGAAUUGAUGAAAUCCUAUUUUUCUGAUCAGGAAAGCAACUAGACAACACAUGAGAAGAUUCCUUUGCUCAUGAUUCCUCUACUUAUCAUUUUUUCUUUCUCAGGACUGCACAGCUAUCUUGUGCUAACAGUCCUCUUUUUCAAUCACAAGCACAGGAAGACACGCUGAUGUCUGCAGCAUCUUAAUGCCAGUCCUACAUCCAUGCUUCUGCAGUAAGUUAGGCAGGACACCUACACAUCUCUAGACCGUGGGUAUCCUGGAGUCUCACAGCUGGGAGGCAUCUAUCUUACUCCCAGCCCAUUGCCAAGCUGACACUUCACAGUCUGCCUUGUUGUGUCUGUAAGCCCUGUUCAAGAGAAACAAUGUGAAUCUUUAAGAAUUGUUUACUAAAGUGAUGUUAUGGGAAACUAGUCUACUAUGAUGAGCAAAAUGUGCAGUAAUGCAGGUUAAGGAAUACUGAUCAAAUAUCUUUCAGGCUCAAUUUUGUUCCUACUGAAUCCAGCCAACAUCUGGACUGGGGAGGCUGUGCAUACCUGACUGCUUCCAUGCUUUGUGUGGAACGCUGGAUUGCAUCAUGGGAGUCUACUAAGCUGGAAAUAUUUCAGGGCACAUUAUUACCAUCCUGUCCUUCUUCAGCUGCUUUCCCUUGAGUGGGCCUGAAUGAAGACAAAUGUAAAGAUGGCAUGUCCAAGGAAUUUUAAAAGGUGUAGACCUCCUGACUGAGAGGUGCUGUGUAUUUUUUUAAUAAACUGCUGUUCGUACAGGUGAAAGUCAUGAUCACGCUAACAGAACUCAAAUACUUAGCAGAUGCUCAGUCAUCCUACCACAUACUAAAACCAUGGUGGGAUGUCUUCUGGUAUUACCUCACCAUGAUAAUGCUGCUAGUUGCUGUGCUUGCUGGGGCUCUCCAGCUUACUCAAACCAGAGUGUUGUGUUGUCUUCCUUGCAAGCUAGAAUUUGACAAUCAUUGUGCCGUGCCUUGGGAUCUAAUUAAAACCAAUCUUAACAUGUCUGCUAGCUCUACUGCACAGAUAAUCAUCCCACUUAAAAUCCAGAAUGAUCUCCAUCGGCAGCAGUAUUCCUAUAUUGAUGCAGUAUGCUAUGAGAGACAGCUUCAUUGGUUUGCCAAAUUUUUUCCAUACCUAGUGCUUCUGCAUACCUUUAUUUUUGCAGCUUGCAGUAAUUUCUGGCUUUACUAUCCUAGUACAAGUUCUAGGCUUGAGCACUUUGUAGCAAUUCUUCAGAAGUGUUUUGAUUCUCCAUGGACAACACGUGCCCUUUCAGAAACAGUUGCUGAGCAGUCUGUGAGGAAAUUGCCAGUUGCCAAAUCAAAAGCAGUGAUUUCAUCGCCUGGGAGUUCAGUAGAUGUAGGUGCCAGCAGACAGUCCCUGCCAUAUACACAACCUGGCUUGGAAACCACCGGAAGAGAAAAUUCAAGUGUUCUUGACAAAAAAGAAGGAGAACAAGCUAAAGCUAUAUUUGAAAAAGUGAAGAAAUUCAGAGUGCAUGUUGAAGAGAAGGAUGUCAUAUAUAGAGUGUAUAUGAAACAGAUCAUAGUCAAAGUCAUUGUGUUUGUAAUAAUAAUAAUUUAUGUUCCCUAUUAUUUAUCCUUUAUUAAACUUGAAAUUGAUUGCAUAGUUAAUGUACAAGCCUUUACAGGCUACAAAAGGUACCAGUGUGUCUAUUCAUUAGCAGAAAUUUUUAAAGUUCUGGCUUCAUUUUAUGUUGUUUUGGUGAUCUUCUAUGGCUUAACUUGUACGUAUAGUUUGUGGUGGAUGUUAAGAAGCUCACUUAAGCAAUAUUCUUUUGAGAAGUUGAGAGAGAAAAGUAACUACAGCGAUAUACCUGAUGUAAAGAAUGACUUUGCAUUUAUUCUCCACUUGGCAGAUCAGUAUGAUCCUCUUUAUUCCCAGCGAUUCUCAAUAUUCUUGUCUGAUUUGAGUGAAAACAAACUGAAACAGAUAAAUCUGAACAAUGAAUGGUCAGUGGAAAAACUGAAAAAUAAGCUAAUAAGAAAUUCCCAGGACAAGGUUGAACUUCACCUUUUCAUGUUAAGUGGUCUUCCAGACAGUGUCUUUGAACUGACAGAAAUAGAAGUCCUAAGCUUGGAACUUAUUCCUGAAGCAAAACUUCCUUCAGCUGUGACCCAGCUAGUCAAUCUCAAAGAUCUCAACGUUUAUCAUUCAUCAAUAACUAUGGAUUAUCCAGCAGUGAGCUUUUUAGAAGAAAAUCUGAAAACAUUGCGUCUGAAAUCUAGUGAGAUGGGAAGAAUUCCAUUUUGGGUAUUUCAUCUGAAAAACCUCAAAGAAUUGUGCUUAACAGGAUAUUUCAUGCUAGAUCAUCAGAACUCCAUUUACAAUGAAAGCUUUCAGGGGCUAAAAAAUCUGAGAUCAAUUCACUUAAAAAACAACCUUUCUCGCAUACCUCAAGUGGUUACAGAUCUGCCUUCUUUGCAGCACUUAUCUAUCAACAACGAGGGAAAUAAACUCAUAGUGCUAAAUAACUUGAAGAAGCUUGUGAACUUGAGAACCUUGGAAUUAAUCUGCUGUGAUCUAGAGCGCAUUCCCCAUUCCAUUUUUACCCUAAACAACUUGCAUGAAAUUGACUUAAGAGAAAAUAAUCUCAGAACAGUGGAAGAAAUCAUCAGCUUUCAACACCUUAAGAACUUGUCUUGCUUAAAGUUGUGGCACAACAGCAUUUCAUACGUCCCAGUGCAAAUCGGUGCGUUGUCAAACCUGGAACAAUUGUAUCUAAAUUACAAUAAUAUUAAAGAUGUUCCAUUGCAGCUGUUUCUUUGCAAAAAGUUACAAUAUUUGGAUCUUAGCUAUAAUAAGCUAACCUCCAUCCCUGAAGAAAUCGGUUAUCUGACCAAUCUACAGUACUUGGCUUUGACUAAAAACCAUAUUGAAAUGUUGCCUGAUAGAUUGUUUCAGUGCAAAAAGCUGCAAUUUCUUCUUCUGGGAAAUAACAGUCUGAUGAAUUUGUCCCCUCUUGUGGGCCAGCUACUCAAUCUUGUUCACUUAGAGCUCACUGGAAACUAUCUUGAAUCACUUCCUGCUGAACUGGAAGAAUGUCAGUUCCUAAAACGGAAUAGUCUAAUUGUAGAAGAAAGGUUGUUAAAAACGCUUCCACCUCGUGUAAGAGAUCGCCUGCAGACCAGCUCAGAUAAGUGCUAAGCUUGAACUGAAACUCUGCAUCAGUGCAUCCUGUAAGCCUUCUUGCUUAACACUCUCUAAAGAUCUGUACAGAUGGGCAGAAUAGCAGUUUACAGUUUAGUCUUAAAUGCAUUGAACAGAGUUGAUUGUAUUGGAAAAGCAAAACAUACUUAAACAAAAAUUACAGCCUUUGACAGGUAAUCAUAUGUUUAGAAAAUCUGAAGUAUGAAUUGCUGGUUGGAUUUCACUGGUUGAAAUAAUUUGGUUAAAUGCUUACAUAUUGGAAGAGUUGAUUGCCUGGCUAUCGUGAGUUUGUAUAUACUUUCUUUCCUAUGAGGAAAUUUUUUCUGUUGGUAGUGAUAACUUUAAACAGUUUCAUCUCCUGCCAUAUGAGGCCUAAGAACUGUCUGGAAUUAGUUUCUAAAUGUGAACACUUCACUAACUUAGAAUGUUAAAUAAAAAAUUAAAACUUUUUGAGCAGCUCAAUCGCAUGGGAUAUACUGAAAAUCUUUUUCACGGUACCUUAAUUUUUGAAGGUUUUUGACAAGUACUGAGAGUUAAUUCUAUAAUUGUGGAAGAUGUCAUUUAAAUCUUGCUAUUAAAGCCAGUUGGACAAUAAUACCUGAAGCCAGUUUCAGUAUUUUGUCUUAAAGAUAGUAAGUACAAAAUGAAACAUUGCCUAGGAACUUGGAUGAAUCGGGACAAUCUAGAGUAAGUGUUGUGCAUGUGUGCUAGUCACAUUUUACAGUACUGUCAUAAAGUUGGCAAACAGCACAAAAUUAUAAAGCUGUCUUAUGUAUGUUGUGAGCAUCCCAAGUGUUAAGUGUAAUGUGUGUUGCUAUUUAAUAUUUUUCAAUAGCCUCUCAUUUACUGACUGCCUCAAUGCUGCUUCUCCAUGCCCAGUUAUGAUAUUUUGGUGACUGGGAAGAGAAUGAAAGAGGUUUAGGACUGAAAGGCACAGUUAGAACAAACCAAAUAAUCACAUGCUUAAUAAGUACUUGAGAAGGAAAAAUAAGUUAUAAGCUUUGUCUCUUCUAGGACUGGAAUAGUUUCAUAAAUUACAGUGAUGAAAUGAGUUCAUAUGCCAUCCUUAAUACCUGCAACACUGGAUGGAAAUAAAAUGGUUCCUGACUUUA